AUGGCGAAUGGAAUGUGUGCAGCAAUGGGAGAGAUGGUAGCGGAGGUUAACAUGGGUUUGUUAGCGGCUUGGCAUGUGGCUUAUAUUCACCGCACCACUACCUUGUUGCGUGGAAUAGGGGCGAUUUGUUUAAGAAGCAGCCUGAAUGAUUCAUUUAUAUACAUAAGAACUACUGCCAUUUUCCUCGUGCUCAGCGCUCUGUACGCGUAUUGGGAUGCCAAACAUUCGUUCCCUGUAUUUAAGGAGGCCUUGUAUGUUUUCCAGAUCACUGCAACCAUGGUGUCUACUCAACCUUUGUCCUAUGCCAUACCAGCUAUUCUCAAACCCCAGCGUGCCAACGGUAAUUGCACUAGAUAUCCCGUCCUCAUCUCUGCGCUGCCGGCUGUGAAAUGGCGGAGCUCGGCUGUUGGUCACUGUAGAGCCCUGCGAAGUAGUGCUGCAGUGAUGUUGUCGGUCACGCUCAUGCAAACGCGAGAAUGGCAGAGGGGUAUCGUCGGGGAGGAAGCAUUAGACUCGUUGAGUGGGUCGUGGCAAAAAAUAUCCGCCUCUUGCGGACUCCCUGUUGCUUCCUCUCCACUACAACGCCCUCACGCUAUACCCUACAUCUUGUCUUCCUCUCCACCCAGUCAAAAAUACUUCUCUUUACAGUCUAUUUCGUCCAUCAUCCCUACAAUGGACACUUUCUGCAACCCUCUCACAUACCACGCUGAAUCUGGGGACGGCGGCGCUGAGAUGGGUGAUGCCGCCCCAGUUGCAACUGCUGCCGCCUCUCCUCCUGCGCAGGCCCCAAUUCCUCCUCUCCCGGCCUUUGUGGCGACGCUAACGCCCGUUUCUGCAAACCCCGCCGCACCAAUUCACCAAUUCACCGGAAUUCUGACUCCUUUCCAAAUGCACGCCCGUAUUGUUCACAACCGCCACCUGGGACGGUAUUAUUCCCUCACCAUUCUUCCUGAGCCGUACACUACGUGGUCCCCCCUUCCCUCUCAUCGUGAGAUGGAGACGCGUCCGUGUUUCACGCCGGCGUCCCGCAUUCACCAGCUGGAAUGCGGACAUUUUGUCGCAGUACCGCGAGAUGCGGAAAGAUGCGCUGCUAAUUGCAAAGGCAUGCUAUCUCAGCUUCCCUCUGGCGAGAAACACCGCAUCCGGUCCAUUUUCAACCUGUGCGUCGCAGUCUCCGACUCCAUCCCUGGAUUGAAGCACACAUACCCCGGAAUGCCGCACAUGACGAAUUUGGUGGACGAGGCUAGCGGCGACUUCACCUGUGCUACGUGCCACCUCGUCGGACAACGCCAAACCUCCCCGGCACACAUAUUCCUUCCGAUGCACUGUAUAAUUGUUGUCCGUGAGCAGCAGGAUGCAGCAUUGGUGACAGAGUUGGAGCGUGGCGUGCUUCCAAUCUCCCAGCGCCUCCAGAAUCGCGCCCAGACCCAGAACCCUCGCGCAGGACACAGCAAUUCGUGCGGCUGUCGAGGAGGCCACCGUAGUGGACGAAGUAGGUGUAUAGGGGGAGGUAGAGGAGGGAGGGGUGCUGGGGUAACGAGAAGGAGGGUUGAGAAGGCGAGGAGGGAGGAGAAGAAGGAGGUGACCGGUAAGAUUCUGGAGGAUAACCUUCUCGAGGAGUGGCAGAAAAUGGAAGAACGGUGUAAAAUGCCCGGAGAUGCGAGGAAGUGGAGUCGUGUGACGCAAGUUCGUCGACGAAUUCUGACGGAUGUGAGAGGUAAGGAUAUAGCAGAAGAAUGGGCAUUCAAACAGGGCGUAUAG
This is a messenger RNA of Lindgomyces ingoldianus, 1761 nucleotides long. RefSeq lists its product as uncharacterized. The record is from RefSeq and is a predicted model, not a curated record. The transcript is spliced from 8 exons. NCBI's taxonomy places the organism in Eukaryota, Fungi, Ascomycota, Dothideomycetes, Pleosporales, Lindgomycetaceae. Bases 1 to 1761 code for a protein of 586 amino acids.